UGGACCAGCAGAGAAAGACCAAGAACAAGCAAAGCCUACAGAGGAGGAGCACCUGAGCAGCCAGAAGCAACCUGGAUCUUAGAUCAGCAGGAACUCGGACCUGAGGCCAGCAGGAUCUCGAACCUGAGGCCAGCAGGAUCUCGAACCUGAGGCCAGCAGGAUCUCGAACCUGAGGCCAGCAGCAACUCGGACCUUACACCAGAAGCAACUCGGACCUUAGACCAGUGGGAACUCUGACCUUAGACCAGCGUGAUGGACUCUUCCCUGAGCCUUCUUGUGCUGGUCCUGCUGGGAUGUCAUCUGCCAGAAGCGCUGACUCUGCACAUGUGUGACGUCAUGAACGACAUCGAGCUGGAACGCCAGCGCUGCGAGAACAGCACGUCGGAGAACGUCACUUCAGGCUGUGGAGGUGAGUGGGACAUGGUGGCCUGCUGGCCGUCAGCCCAGGUGGGGCAGGUGGUGACCAUCACGUGUCCCGCCUACUUCAGCUACUUCAGCGAGCAGCACAAAGGUAACCUCUCCAAGACGUGUACGGCAGACGGAUGGACCGAGAUGCGCCCGCUGGACAUCGCCUUGAACUGCGGCUACAACAUCAACAGCACCAGUGAUGAGGGCAAGUUUUUUUGGCAAGUGAAGAUCGGCUACACCGUCGGUCACAGCGUCUCCCUCGUCUCUCUCACCACCGCCAUCGCCGUCCUCUGCAUCUUCAGGAAGCUGCACUGCACGAGGAACUACAUCCACAUGCACCUGUUUGUCUCCUUCGUCCUCAAGGCCAUCGCCGUCCUCAUCAAAGAUGUUGUCCUCUACGAGGUCGGAGAGGUGGACAACUGCACGUCAAGCUCGGUGGGCUGCAAGGUGGCGAUGGUGUUCUUCCAGUACGCCAUCAUGGCGUCCUUCUUCUGGUUGCUGGUAGAAGGCCUCUACCUUCACGCCCUGCUGGCUGUCUCCUUCUUCUCGGAGAGGAAGUACUUCUGGGCGUACAUUCUCAUCGGCUGGGGGGGGCCCGCCGUCUUCAUCGCAGCCUGGAGCGUCGCCAAGACCUACUAUAACGAUGUUGGCUGCUGGGACAUCAUCGAGACCAGCGACGUCUUCUGGUGGAUCAUUAAAGCUCCAAUCCUGGCAUCUAUCUUGAUGAACUUCAUCCUCUUCAUCUGCAUCAUCAGAAUCCUGCGCCAGAAGAUCAACUGCCCGGACAUCGGGAGGAACGAGUCCAAUCAGUACUCGAGGUUAGCCAAGUCCACGCUGCUCCUCAUUCCUUUGUUUGGCAUCAACUUCAUCGUCUUUGCUUUCAUUCCCGAACAAGUCAAGACCCAAAUCAGACUCGUCUUUGACUUGAUUCUGGGCUCCUUUCAGGGCUUUGUGGUGGCCGUGCUUUACUGCUUCCUCAACGCAGAGGUGCAAGGUGAGCUGAGGAGGAAGUGGCGGCGAUGGCACCUGCAGCGUCACGUGACGGCUGACAGCAAGUCCCAGCAGCCCAGCAGCAACUUCAGCACGCAGAUCAGCUUGUUGACGCGCUGCAGCCCCAAAAGCAGACGCGCCUCCUCCGCCAAUCACCAACACAUGUCCCGCCUCUAAUUAUUAGGGGGGUGGCGUGGCGCGGAUGGGAGAGUGGCCGUGCCAGCAACCUGAGGGUUCCUGGUUCGAGCCCCAGCUUCUACCAACCUAGUCACGGCCGUUGUGUCCUUGAGCAAGACACGUGGUUUGGAACUUGCAUGGCAGCUCCCGCCAUAGAGUGUGUGUGAAUGUGUGUGUGAAUGUGUGUGUGUGAAUGUGGAAAUAGUGUCAAAGCGCUUUGAGUACCUUGAAGGCAGAAAAGCGAUAUACAAGUAUAACCCAUAAUAUUUAUAUUAAUAUUAUUAUUAUUUCAACACAUGUCCUGCCUCUAAUUAUCAUCAUUCCAUCCAUCCAUUUGCUACCGCUUGUCCCUUUUGGAGUCACGGGGGGUGUUGGAGCCUAUCUCAGCUGCAUCAUUAUUAAUAUUAUAUCACCAACACAUGUCCUGCCUCUAAAUAUCAAGACUAUUUAUAAUAAUAUUAUUAUAUCACCAACACACGUCCCGCCUCUAAUUAUUAAUAAUAUUAAUACUAAUAUUAUAUCACCAACACAUGUCCUGCCUCUAAAUAUCAAGACUAGUUAUAAUAAUAUUAUAUCACCAACACACGUCCCGCCUCUAAUUAUUAAUAAUAUUUAUACUAAUAUUAUAAAACCAACACAUGUCCUGCCUCUAAAUAUCAAGACUAGUUAUAAUAUUAUAUCAUCAACACACACCCCGCCUCUAAUUAUUAAUACUAUUUAUACUAAUAUUAUAUCACCAACACAUGUCCUGCCUCUAAAUAUCAAGACUAUUUAUAAUAAUAUUAUUAUGUCACCAACACACGUCCCGCCUCUAAUUAUUAAUAAUAUAAUAUUCAUACUAAUAUUAUAUCACCAACACAUGUCCCGCCUCUAAUUAUUAAUAUUUACAUUAAUAUUAUAUCACCAACACAUGUCCCGCCUCUAAUUAUUAAUAUAUUAAUAUUAUAUCACCAACACGUCCCGCCUCUAAUUAUUAAUAAUAUUUACAUUAAUAUUAUAUCAGCAACACAUGUCCUGCCUCUAAAUAUCAUCAUUAUUAUUCUUAUAUCACCAACACAUGUCCCACCUCUAAUUAUCAUCAUUAUUAAUACAUCACCAACACAUGUCCC
Messenger RNA from Entelurus aequoreus (snake pipefish), 2684 nucleotides. It is a transcript of the gene vipr1b, whose product is annotated as vasoactive intestinal peptide receptor 1b. Gene Ontology annotation, molecular function: G protein-coupled peptide receptor activity; vasoactive intestinal polypeptide receptor activity; peptide hormone binding. NCBI's taxonomy places the organism in Eukaryota, Metazoa, Chordata, Actinopteri, Syngnathiformes, Syngnathidae. Gene Ontology annotation, biological process: cell surface receptor signaling pathway; adenylate cyclase-modulating G protein-coupled receptor signaling pathway. The transcript has 13 exons. Bases 253 to 1575 code for a protein of 440 amino acids. The record is from RefSeq and is a predicted model, not a curated record. Gene Ontology annotation, cellular component: plasma membrane.